Molecule: messenger RNA, 890 nt
Organism: Drosophila takahashii
Lineage: Eukaryota; Metazoa; Arthropoda; Insecta; Diptera; Drosophilidae
Product: UV excision repair protein RAD23 homolog A
Biological process (GO): nucleotide-excision repair; proteasome-mediated ubiquitin-dependent protein catabolic process
Cellular component (GO): nucleoplasm; cytosol
Molecular function (GO): damaged DNA binding; proteasome binding; ubiquitin binding
Source: RefSeq, a predicted model, not a curated record
CCACAACUCACUAGCCUUUCUACUCUCUAAGCUAAGAAAAAAUGAAGUUAUCUAUUCGCAUGCUGGACCAGCGCACCAUUAGUUUGGAAAUGCAGGAAACGCAGGAUGUGAGGGCUCUCAAGGAGCAACUGGGCAGCCUUCCGGAGGUCUCCUUGCCCGUGGAGAGCCUGCAGCUGAUCUACAGUGGCCGCAUCAUGGAGGAUGCCCUGCCCCUCAGCGAAUAUCGCAUAGCGGAGGACAAGUUCAUAGUGCUGAUGGGCAAGAAGGCAGUCCAGGUGAAGAAGGCGGAGCAGCCGGAGGAGCAGGUGGCGCCCACACCGCCUCAAGAGGUCACCCCUUCUGGUUCCCCCGAUGAGCAGCGUGUGCUUGAUCUCAUGGCCAUGGGCUAUGGCGAGCAGGAGGUGCGAUCUGCUCUCCAGGCCAGCUUCAAUCAUCCGGAGCGUGCAAUUGAGUAUCUGAUUAGUGGGAUUCCUCAGGAGGAACAGGCUCCCGUGGAGCAGGGUCUCCAGCAACUCAUGGGGGAUCCUCGCGUGGCCCGAGUGCGUGAAAUGAUACGCGAGAAUCCCGAGCUGCUGCAGCUAAUCCUGGCCAGGCUGGCCGAAACCGAUCCGGCUGCCUACGCGGCGGUUCAGAGUCAUCGGGAGGAGUUUGCGGGCAUGUUACUUGGUGGCGAAGGUGCUACCUCCGAGGUGGAAGCCCAGGUUCAACUCACAACCGAAGAAUUAGCCGCCGUGAAGCGACUGGAGGCACUGGGCUUCCAUCGAGUGAUGGCCGUGCAGGCUUAUUUGGCCUGCGACAAGAACGAGCAGCUGGCCGCGGAGAUUCUCUUCCGCCAGUCGGAGGAGCAGGAGGAGCAGGAGGAGCAGGAGGAGCUGCCUCGGGAUGAAUAA